Messenger RNA from Podarcis raffonei (Aeolian wall lizard), 1664 nucleotides. RefSeq names its product trypsin-like. Gene Ontology annotation, biological process: proteolysis. The transcript has 5 exons. NCBI's taxonomy places the organism in Eukaryota, Metazoa, Chordata, Lepidosauria, Squamata, Lacertidae. Gene Ontology annotation, molecular function: serine-type endopeptidase activity. Bases 527 to 1288 code for a protein of 253 amino acids. The record is from RefSeq and is a predicted model, not a curated record.
UGGUGCAAGUCCUCCUGGAUGUCCCAUUUGAGGGGUUUAAGCCAGCUGAAUUUACACCAGCACAGCCCCAGUUUAGCCAGGAGAACCCAACAUCUCCUGGAUCCGAAACUCCAUUUGCCUCAGUUGCCUAUAGUUUGGAUUGCUCUGUCCAGCUGUGACUGCCAUUUAGCACCCUUAGAUCUCAAAAAUCCUUAUAGCGGCUUAUGAGAGAGAAGGCAAAUAGUCCAUGGAAGCCUGAAUGCUGAGAACGGACAGCAGAAGAAGGAGGAAGAAACAACUCUUUGCUUUAAGGCCUAUGUUACCUUGACUGCUUUUAGAACAGGGUGUGCCAUUCUGGGUUAUUUUAAAAUUCCCACCCAGGGAAUGUGUCAGGUGGAACCGACAACUAUUUCCCUCAAAACGUAGAUAGUGGGGGCUGUUCUUUCUAUUUUUGGCCUGUCAACUGAGCAGCUGUGAGAUAAGGGGAGGCGAUGGCUAAAAUAUAAAAGGAUCCAGGGUGACCACUGUUCUGUCUCGUUGUGACACAAUGGCGAUUUUCCUGUUGGCGGUUCUCCUGGGUGUGGCAGCAGCUACACCGCUGAACGGCUAUGAUGACGACGAUAAGAUCAUCGCAGGGUACGAGUGUCCGGCUCACUCCCAGCCUUGGCAAGUCUUCUUAACCUACGGUGCCGGUUACCGGUGGUGUGGCGGUUCCCUCAUUAAUGACCGCUGGGUCAUCUCGGCUGCCCAUUGCUACAAAACCCCCCGAACUCUCAUGGCCCACCUUGGGGAGCAUGACACCAGCCAGGAGGAAGGUACUGAACAGCACAUCCAGGUGGAGAAAGCUAUCCGCUACCCUGGCUACGAUGCGCGCACCACGGACAACGAUUUCAUGUUGAUCAAACUCUCGCAGCCGGUCACUUUCAACGCCUUUGUCCAGCCCAUCGACAUUUCCCCAAGCUGCCCCAGCGCAGGAGAGGACUGCCUCGUCUCAGGCUGGGGGAACACUCGGACUACAGGAGUCGAAUACCCAGACAAACUGCAAUGCCUGAAGUUGCCGAUUCUGUCCUCCUCUGCCUGCCAGACUUCCUAUCCUGGCCGCAUCACUAAAAACAUGUUUUGCGCUGGCUACAUAGAGGGCGGCAAAGACUCUUGCCAGGGAGACUCUGGUGGGCCUCUGGUGUGUAAUGGAAAACUGACCGGCGUUGUGUCCUGGGGUGCUGGAUGUGCCCAGAAAAACAAACCUGGCGUGUACACAACAGUGUGCAACUACCACUCCUGGAUCCAAGAGGUGCUUGCCAACAACUGAGAUACUUGAGGAUUUUCUUCAAGGAAAAGGGGGUUCCUCAUCUAGGGAAAAGGCCACAUCUGAUUAUCUUCCCUGCAGCAAAACAAACCACCUGCGUAAAAGUGUGAAAGCUGGUGCCCAAAAAAACCUGUGGCGCCCAAUAUUGGGAAUUGUAGUUUUGUGAGUACGCUAAGAAUCUCUAAAGUGUGCCUUCUUUGGAGCUGUAGUUCUUAGGGAAAUCACAGAACUAAAGUUCCCAAGAUUUAAAGCUGGGAGAAGUCUUUAACAGGUAGAAAUCUGGAAUGGACUUGGUGGGAAGAUCAGAAAGCAUGAAAGACUCGGAGGAGUUUGCACUACAUUGCUGUGUUUAAAAAUAAAACUUAGUAUGGGCACCCUA